Molecule: messenger RNA, 5066 nt
Organism: Cyprinus carpio (common carp)
Lineage: Eukaryota; Metazoa; Chordata; Actinopteri; Cypriniformes; Cyprinidae
Product: calcium-binding protein 8
Molecular function (GO): calcium ion binding
Source: RefSeq, a predicted model, not a curated record
UCGCAUCUCUGAUGAUGAAGUGAUAUUCUCUAAGGACCGCACCUGAUCCUGCGCUCACCUGCGGAUGAAUGACAGAGUUGAAGGCUGGACCCGCUGACUAAUGACUCCAGCAGCGCUCACUCACUCAGUGUGUUAUGAGUUAAUUCAUGCAAUGUGAGGAAUCUAUCUGCUUCUUUCUCAAAGGAACCUGCUAUUUAUUGUUUUGUGACCGUUAAUGCCCACCAACAGCUCGUGGACAACAAUAUGCAGCUGGACUGCUGAUUUGACAGCGAUGUUUAUUGAUUGUUUUUAUGAGGCUCGCGUGUGUGUGUGGCAGUCGAAAUCUAUGAGCAGCUUUUUGCGAUGUGAAUCAAUUAAACUCGGGAAUUAUGAGCUGGAAUUCGCUUUAGAUCAUGGAAAUAGGCUACUGAAGAAUCCAGGGGCUCGUUAGAGCUGAUUGGAGUUGGAGGAAAAGUACAACUGGUUUUAUUGCUUUCGCCUGGAAGUCGGACGGUUUUAUUUUUCGGAUAACAAUCGGGAUAAGGACCACUGUGCACUGCUAUUCGCACCAAAUGGCUAAAAAUAAUAGUGUGUAUAAUCGCGAAUGAGAUCUGGAGAAUUUCCUCACAAUUCAGCGACAAUCCAUGAUCCAGAUUUCAGCAGCGGGAUAAUCUGGAUCCUGCAGCGACAUCAGCUCGGAUCAUCAGCACAUCGGGAUCUGAGGGAUCACUUUCAGAGAUCGCCCAUCAUCACCACUAAAGGGAGAAGAUGCCGUUCCACCAUGUGACGGCAGGAUUGCUGUACAAGGGGAACUAUUUGAGUCGCUCACUGUCUGAGCACAGCAAUAGUGAACAGCUCGCCAACAUCUCCGUGGAGGAACUAGACGAGAUCCGGGAGGCGUUCAGGGUCCUGGAUCGGGAUGGCAAUGGGUUCAUCUCCAAGCAGGAGCUUGGCAUGGCCAUGCGCUCACUAGGGUACAUGCCCAGUGAAGUGGAGCUGGCAAUCAUCAUGCAGAGAUUGGACAUGGAUGGCGAUGGACAGGUGGACUUUGAUGAGUUCAUGACGAUACUCGGACCGAAGCUCCUGUCCUCAGAAACGCGGGAAGGUUUCCUUGGAAACACAAUUGACAGCAUAUUCUGGCAGUUUGACAUGCAGCGGAUAACACUGGAGGAGCUGAAACACAUCCUUUUUCAUGCCUUCCGGGACCACCUGACGAUGAAGGACAUCGAGAACAUCAUCAUCAAUGAGGAGGAGAGCUUGAACGAGAACUCGGGGAACUGUCAAACAGAGUUUGAGGGAGUUCAUCCCAAAAAGAAGAAUCGGCAGACGUGUGUGCGCAAGAGCCUGAUAUGUGCGUUUGCCAUGGCCUUCAUCAUCAGCGUCAUGCUCAUCGCGGCCAAUCAGAUGCUACGCAACGGCAUGGAGUAGCGACACCACUGUGAGCGGGGCGGAGCCUGCAUGUGCAUGUCUGUGGAUGAAGUUGUCGAAACUCAAGAAACAAAACCAAACACCUCACUACUGAAAAGAGGAGCUUUUUAUUCUUUUUUUUAUUUGUAUUAUUUGUAUUACUUUUCCACGCGGACCAAGCGACAAAGGAAGUGUAGAGGCGAGCCAAGCCAGCAUGUUACACGGGGCCUCAUCUCUCAGGCAGGGACUUUAAAGGGCUGACUUUCUGCUUUUCGUGCCACCUCUGUUCCCUAAUGCAAUAACACGCAGGAGUUCAUAAACCGUCGCCGUCUCCUCCGUGGCUUCAGAUAUUUCAGCAGGGAUUCGCUGAUGAGCUUCUGCUGGGUUCGGGCCUCCUGUCGAUGUAGGAAGGCAAAAGUAAUUGGAGAGUUACAGCAUCUACUCCGGAGACUAUUUAUGUCUGCUCUUGCCAGAGUGCUUUUCUGGCUCGGGGGAUGGUGGGAGGCCGGGGAAGGAGCGCUCGUUUUAGUCCAUAAUUAAAUCCAUAGUCGUCAGCUCCAAAAAUCCAUGAGCCUGACUCAUAGUUUUCAUCAUUUCAAAUGUGUUCUGCUAUUCGAUUGUGCGAUCUUCCUGUGUCUAAUGCUUUUCCUGAAGUGGUUUGUAAUGAGCACGCCCACGUAAAAUGUUGAAACACAACGGAAAGUUGUGCAGAUUUCCACGAAAUUAGAACUGCGUCAUUCAUGAGUUCUAGUUCCAUGUUUGUUCCAACAGUUGUUUUGUUCAAACUUGCAUAGCAUGGCGAAACAGUUUCAUUCCCAGGAAAUUAAUCUAUCUUGAAUGCAUUUUCGGUUGCUUUGGGUAAAAUUAUCUACAAUAUAGAGUCCAGCAGUCGUGACAUCAAAACCCAGAAGACUAAUUCGCCAUGGAUUCCCCUCAAAAUUUUUCUAUGGGUUUUAUAAUGUUUUUUUUUUUUCAAUUUAUGAGUAAUACAAGAUCUGUGGUUAAUUUAAAUUGAUGAUACUUGGACAUUUUGAUCUACAACAUAAAUUAUACACAUCCAUAAUGAAAACAUGAUUUUGAGGCAGUUACUUUUAAAAAAAAAAAAAGUUUGUAAUAAGUAACUACAUUGUAACUACAAAGAAACUACAUAGUAAUUACAUACAAAGAAUGUUUGCAGUGUGUGCAGUUCAUGUUGUACAACAAAACACCAAGUUUCAUCAAUUAUCAGUUACCACAGACCUUAUUUUACUCAUUAAUUGAAAAACCCCAUAAAAACAACAACAACAACAACAACAACAAAACAGUGAAACCUGUGGCGAAUUAGUCGUAAUUUUUCUUAUGCAAUAUUGUUGUUAAUUUUCUAAUGAAAUAUCAAAACAUUCUCCAAACAAGCAAAAUUACAUAAAAUGUUAGGAAUUAAAGAAUUCAGUAAUUAUAUAUUUAAUUAAAUAUUAUAAACUUAAUUCUUACACAAUUAUAUGACCUUUUAAAAUGACAAAUUGCAGUUUUGCUUCUGAAUUAUUUUAAGUUUUAGAUAACGGAAAAUGACAAAAAUACAGAUAAAAUGAUUAAAAGAAGAUCUAUCUACUUGAGAUUUAUCUUGUUUUUCAUCAGAAAUAUCUAAACACUCUUAAAACAAGACAAUAUACUGCUAAGAUUUUAGAUUAUUUGAUUAUGAUUUCAGCCACCAUUAAGACUGUAAUAGUCUCAGGUCAGUUUAACACUUUUGACCAUAUUUAAAAUCUUUUCUGACAAAAUUAGAUCUGAAAAUGUCUACAGGUUCCAUCUGGGCCCAGUGAGUGAAGAACAAGAUGUUUUUACUUGGGUUUUGCAGUACUUCAAAGCGCUUAAUGUGUCUUAAUGGUACUUAAUGGCCAGUUAUCAGUGUUUUUAAGGGUUAUACCUGUUGAGACCUGUUCAAUUUCAGCAUUUCUGAAAGGUUUAUGAUGGCUCUCAGAUUCAUGUUAGUGGAUGAGCUUGGGUUAUUUUGCACUGCUCUACUCCCAUCAACCUGCAAGAAAAAUCUUUGUUACUUUGUUACCUCCCUUUUUGAGCUGCAUUGAAGAUGUCCUUCACUUUAUCAUGAGCCACAGUCAUCUUUAUGGUUAUGUGUACGGUGCAUGUUCAUAUUGCAUUUCAUUCUCUGUCUGUAUUAAAGCCACCGUAGCACUGCAUUGUUGAUGUUUCAGCAGAUGUAUGCUUCCAUUCUUCAAUAUUGGGAUUGUAAAACAGAAAAGAAUGAUACUGGAAGAUGAUUGUAUCUUUCACAUAGGGGCAAUGGCUGAAACUGUGCCUGAUGCAUUUCUUCUUUGUGUUUCAUGAAUGUCUCCUCUGGACACCUGUAGAAAACGCACUGGUAGGCUAUAUGUCCUCCACCAUGUUUCCUGAGGUCUGCUUCUACUUUAUAAUGCAUGUGAAUGAGCAGAACUUUGUAAAUAGAGCUUUACAUGUGUGUUUUCUGUUCGUGCAUGAUAGUUUAAAACAGUACAUUCUGCACAGAUCGUGUCAGGGCUACUGAGGGGGCAGCUGAAAUCAAUACGCGUCUGCCAGCUCUCCGUUCUCCCCCAAGACCCCUCACUAAAGCCAUAUUUGUCUGCACAGGUGUACUUUAGAAAAUAAAGGUGCAUACACUGAAAUUAUAAAGGUAGAAUGUUAGUCCAACCCCUUUUUCUCACUCAAAUGUUGAUCCAUGUGUGGUUGGAGCGAGUGGAUAGUUCAUUCUGGUAUAAUAGCGACACCUGGUGGUGCACGUGAUUACUUCAUUCAAUGUGUUUGUCCUCAUACUGUCCUUGUCUGAUCUAGAAUGUAACAUUAGCUUGUAGCAUUCAACUAAAGAUCUGGAUGGGUUGAUAAAAUGAUAUAUACUAUGUGUGUAGAUGAUUUUGACCUCCACAAUUGUGUGGUGAAUGAGAAAAAUUAGACAUUAAGGUUGGGUGUGAUUUUAGGAAUGAAGGAAUGUUAUACCAAUAUACACAGUCAGUUAUUUCAGUUUAUGCCGUUACUUAAAGACAAUAUUGUAAAAUUGCUUUGACAUGAACAAAAUAUCCCAGAUUAAAUUGGUUCUGUAGGCCAUUUAAAGGGUUAGUUGAUCCAAAAAUGAAAAUUAGCCCAUGUUUUACUCGCCCUCGAAGCAUCCUGGGUGUAUUUGUCUUUCUUCUGGACGAACUGGAUGAAUCCAGUCUGAUUUUUAUGAUGGAUGCGCGCACUUUAUUUGACUACUUUUUGGACUGUUGAACAAAAACACUCCCCUACUCCCAUUCUAACACUUGGAAGUGCAAGGAAAAAUUUUUAUAUAAUCCCGACAGGAUUCGUCUGAAAGAAGAAAUUCAUAUGCAUAUAGGAUGCUUUGAGGGUGAAUAAAACAAGGGCUAAUUUACAUUUUUGGGUGAACUAACCCUUUAAAGUGGGUUGUAUUUCAAAAGAAGAGUUUAGGGUUUGGCAAACACGGGUGUUGUGGUGGCACAGUUGGCUACAUUAAAUUGUAAAAAAAAAAAAAAUGUAAAUAGACAUAUUUACAGUUAUUCACUUAAUGAUAUAUCUGUACACUUCGCAUGCAUAAUAUUUAGCUAUGUAGUUGACACUAGCUUCUUGGAAGCUGCCCAUAGAUGAUUUUAAUAAACAUAUUCAAAUAUGUACAGGACAAAUGCAUAGAGUUUAUGCAAUAAAGAAUUUUUGUAAUA